AUGGGACCUGAUAUAAACGAGGAAUCCUCAAUUGGAUAUAAAAUCGGCAGCGAGUACGACGGUAUGCCAUCAGAGAGUAAGUAUCCAGCCAAAAAACUUCGUGCGCCAAGGUCAAAAGUUAGGGAUCGUUGAUAAAAUGUUUCAAUAGGGCUACUAUUAGCUGCCUGAAGAAAAAUUUAAGAGUCAGGUGACUUGCGGUCAUUUGGGGACGUUGAAUUUAGACUGAUGUCCGAAAGACUGUCCAACGAGGAAAUUACGGCAGGAACUUCUGUCGAAAAUGUGAAGUAGGCGACUCGGUGAGCUUGGACCGACCAUGUUUGUCGCCGUAACGCGCUAGUAGUUGGGUAUUCUACCGAACAUUUUCAUAAAGACAUGGGGAUUGGCAGUGAUGACAUUUGACCCAUAGGUGUGGUGGUACCAGCAGAAACCGCCAGGCGUCGACGGACCUGACUGCAGCGGCAGGUCUCUGAUGGUGAGCAAUGGACGGACCUCGACGGCGAGAGACACGCAAGAUACGAAGCUGGAAAAUUCAAGGGCGAGGCCGUUUAAAUGUUUUAUAACGUUCUCGAUUAUAGGCACCUUUGGCGUCACUGCAACUAGCAACAUUUAUUGUAGAAAGGGGCCGGAAGUACUCGAGGAUGCGGUUAGAAGUCUCUGCAGACAUCUGAACAGACGAAAAGAAAUGCUAGUCGUAAGGAUAGCUUGAAAAUAAGAUGACAAGCUUUGGAGGAGGAGUUGUUUGAACACCGUGGCAUCAAGAUUUUGUCCGCCUGGCAGCUGCUCCAGACGCCUAUAAAGCUGUGAAGGCUUCCUAUCACCAAGGUCCUCCUCGGAAAUCAAACACUGCAGACAUUUCUGUGUUUGUAGGGAGAUGAAGGGGGUGAGAGCCUCCUUUAGGGCAAUGCGUGGGGUUUAUUUGGACGCGAAGGUCCGUGGCGAUAUCCAUUGGCAACGCUGCCGCACUGUAGCGAAAUUUCGUAUCCUGCCUAGUAUUCUAGCGGGGGGCGAAACGGGAUUUUAAAACGUGUAACCAUAACGCAAUAUCGGCAAGCAACACGGCUGGAAUGUGGAAAGUGUGAAUACCGGUUAUCCGCUGGUAAGUAUGGUCGUUGUACAUGAUUAUCCCAUGUCGGUCAGUGGUCAAAUAAUUGGGGUAGAUGACUGGCGCGUUGAUACAAAGAGUGAAAGUUAGUCAUCGUAUUGGUUGAGAGGGUGAGACAGCGCGGAUAGCGAAAAAGGUCUAGCCAGAAUAAUGUGAGCGAUGAAAAGUAAUGCGGGAAGGAAUCCGAAUGGAAAUGGUUAAGUACAGAAAUAGAACAGAAGGCAUUAUGAACGACACGGAGUCACCAAUGUGAUAGAUAAACUGUUCGAUGCUUGGACUUAAAGGAUAAGUAUGCGCGCAUAUAUACGCGGAUAUAAUUAGAAGAAACAAAGUAACCACUAAAACGCGACUUGAUAAUAAAUGGACAUUGGGAGUUGUAGCAGAUUUUUGGUGCACUAAAACGAAACGCCUUAUCAUGUCACCACAACACCAAGACAGAGCAUAUCGACUAAGAAGGCUAUUUUCUAAAGAUAGUAUCACAUACCCUCGUUUCAAUGAGGUUUAUUUAACAAGCAAAAUGUACUAAUGGACUCAUGAACUUGCAAGAAUUCUGAUAACUGCCUAAAAUUGGGGGGGGGGCCCAUGACCUGCCGAGCACCUCGUGGUUCAAAUUUUUGGAGGGCAAUAUGUUCGCAAGAUUUAAAUUUGAAUCGAGGACCUUGUUUAUUAAACUUAAAGGACAUCAGCGCUCUAGAUGUCAGUCGCGCAUUCGUUGUCCUAUCUGCAGCCGUCUAAAAUGGUCAAUAUCUUAGCAUGCUGCUUGCCGGCCAUGCUACAACGUAACGCGAUGAGCACCUCCCAUAAACUUAACGGUUAUCGUCGAUUCCACGAUAUAAAUGCAUAGAUAUUUGCAUACUCCAAGAACCAAAUUUAUGUGCAGCAAUUAUCCGACUACUAACAGGUGUUUACAGGACAAAUAAAUAUUCCUUAUUUACAUUUUGGGAGUUAAUUACAAGUAAUAAAUUUUUUGCUUGACCUAACGGAGACCUAUAGACAUUUUUACGUGGCAGACUAGCAGUAGCCCACAUUUCAAAAUCUACGGCACCAUCAUAACAUUUGAUGGUUUCCCAUCCUGCGACUCCGUCCAGAUGCAUUUCCAAGCUAAAAUUCACUCGACUUUUUUAAAAAUUAAAACCUCUCUUGUACUUUCCAAGAACGUUAGUUAGUCAUUCCAUGAAACCAGACAAGCCCUUGAUAAUACGGCUUCUGGAAAUAAAUGAAAGCUGACAUUGCGUUGUUUUUAGUUUUACUCUAUCAAACGCGUAAGCAUAGUUCAUUUGAAGGUUAGCCGCGAAUUACCGUGGACGCUGUUAAUUCUCGCGGUGACCGUCUACUUAGGCUUAGUUAUGGGGAGCGAAGACGUCCCUUUGGAUAAUUUACUGAAAUCCCAACUUCGUCAUCUCUUUGAGGAAAGGAUAUCAUUUUCCGAUAAAUUAGACGUCAUGGGAAUUAUCUCAUAUACUGUUGAUGGAAAUCAGGAGAAGUUCGUGAAAAUAAAUUUUUCCUACAAUGCUGGCAACACCCACGAACCAAAUGCUAUCCAUUCCGCUGAAUGUAGUCGCCGUAUUUCCUCCCCCAAGGGCAAAAUUUCACCUUUCGAACAAGCGUCUGCCCUGUUCAGCCCUGUGGACAUUAUCGAAAGCCGGUCGCAACCAGCUGAGUCACCGCCUCUUCUGGCACCUUUGUCAGUAAAUUUAAGAUGCGUUUCGACACCUCCAACUGUUGGAACUGGUAAGUUAUUUAGACACUUGUCUUAUGUUACGUUUAGUGUUCCAAGUUGGAGGAACGCACGAGUUUGAUUCGACUGGUAAUACGACGGAAUGUGGAGGCCAAGACCGCCGUGACAGGCGAAAAUCUAGUAAACCUCGCCGCCAGGUCCUACCGCAUAAUUACAAAAAUGCCCGGAAAUACGAAUCUGAAUCACUAG
Molecule: messenger RNA, 3029 nt
Organism: Spirometra erinaceieuropaei
Lineage: Eukaryota; Metazoa; Platyhelminthes; Cestoda; Diphyllobothriidea; Diphyllobothriidae
Source: the annotation of a GenBank genome assembly